Parathielavia appendiculata is the source of this 1611-nucleotide messenger RNA. RefSeq lists its product as uncharacterized. Lineage: Eukaryota; Fungi; Ascomycota; Sordariomycetes; Sordariales; Chaetomiaceae. The transcript has 2 exons. The record is from RefSeq and is a predicted model, not a curated record. Bases 224 to 1270 code for a protein of 348 amino acids.
CCCGCUUGUCUUCACAUUGCGAAAGGAUGGAACGCCGUACUGCGAUUACAACUAUCACAUGCUUGCUCUCCUACCAACCCAAGCAGCUUGUGCCCCACCCCACCACAGACCAUCUCCUGCUUGAGUUUGGCUGGUUUCGCCUUUCCCGGUUCAGCAAGCCUCUAGCGUCACUGUACGACUCACCCGCCAAAACGAAGACCAUCGGCAAGUGAUUUGGAGUAACAUGUCCCAGAAUGGAGGCGAUGAAACCAAAACGUCGUCGCCGGUGCGCCCACGGCAUCAGAUCACGCGGUCAAUUUCCGAGAUUUCCUCGCCCAUCCGCCUGCAUCGACAUCAUUCGCAUCGUACUAACAGGGAGACGGAGCGUGAGACGCGGACCUCAAACCCGCAAUCAGCGAUACUAGUCGUACAAGGCAGGCGCUCAUUCGAGUGGGCACGCUCCGAAAGAGCGACACCAAAUCUCACCCCUAGCGCUAGCCGGCGGACGAGCAUUCUCUAUGCCUCGGGCGAUGAAAUAAUGCCACUGCCCGGAACUGCGAAGAAUAACGGGAUGGCAGAAGGGCUGGUCAAGGAGCAACAGAGAGCAGCCGCCCGAGAGAGUGGCCUACAGAGGUCGCUAGCCGACCUCGAGACCUUUGCGAGAUCCACGACGAAACAGCUUGACGACACAUACUACUUGCUCCUCAAGAAGCUAAAUACGCUACAAAGCACAGUUGCAGCCCUGAAGGAGCUCGUCGAGCACUCCUCGCAACUGAGCAGCAGCUUCAGUGCCGAGGCCGAAGAGUUAGUCACCGAGUUCGGCGCCCAGCUCGACGGAUUCGGGCAGUUUGAGGACCAGCAGAGGCGCAUCGAAUCACUACAAAAUCGCAUACAGACGGGGCGAGAGCUGAUCAGGUCAUUAAGCGAGCGGGUCGAUGCCGUCAGUGAACGAAUCGAGAGUUGGGCGCGAGCAGACCGGGAAUGGCAGGAAAGGACGAGGAAGCGUCUCAAGGCAAUAUGGGUCGUCACCUCUGUCGCUAUCUUCCUCGUGUUUUCAUUGUUCAUCGGCUCGCAGUAUGUGCCUGACGGCCUUGAGGAGAGCGUUGCUCACAUCGCGAGCGACGGCUUGAACACCUUACGGGACGUAACCGGGACGAAGGCGGAUAUGCUGCGCAGCUCCCUGGACACAGGGUCACGAGGAGCCAGCAUCACGUUAUCACUCAACGGGACAGAACCACCAGGGCUAUCAUCCCAUACGCCUGACAUGCUCAGGGUGUUUGAUGAGCUGUGAAAUACAAGGAAUCGGGCCAACAAAAUGGCGCUAGUUCACCUUACCCUUAUUCAUCUCUCUGGUUCGGCUCGAUAUUUUACCAGCGACUUGACACAGUAUGUACCUUGAUUUACUGUAACCCUUAGGCUUAUCCUAAUUUCUCUAUCACAUUUGGCCCGCCGGUAGUGUAUGGAUACAGUGUACCUCUUAGCUCGGAGACGAAUUUCGCAGACCAAAACCGGCAAGACCUUGCCGCUUACGGAUAUUACCGGUGCAGUUCAGGGGUCUCUGAGCACAGCUCGCUCAGCCCUGCCGUGGAGGCCUCUUGAUCCUGAGGGUCCACAUCGAAUCAAAGAAGCACG